This is a messenger RNA of Diospyros lotus (date-plum), 1616 nucleotides long. RefSeq names its product zinc finger protein ZAT9. NCBI's taxonomy places the organism in Eukaryota, Viridiplantae, Streptophyta, Magnoliopsida, Ericales, Ebenaceae. The transcript has a single exon. Bases 265 to 1233 code for a protein of 322 amino acids. The record is from RefSeq and is a predicted model, not a curated record. Gene Ontology annotation, biological process: regulation of DNA-templated transcription.
UUUAAUUAACUUUUACUUGUUCCCUUUUGCCGUUUCAAUCCAAAUUACUGCAAAUUAAUCAAAAUAUUUCCAAAUCCAAAUCAAGCUUUUCUCUCCGACUUUUUAAUUUUCGUUUUUCUUUAAAAAAAAAAUUUUGGGGGUAUAUAUCUGAUGUGUAUCUCUACUCGGCGGAGGCAUGCUUGUGGCCUACUCCUUCCACUGAGAGAUCAAUCCAAUUGAUCAGAAGAAGGAAGAAGGAAUAAGGAAGAAAGAAGAAAGAAGAAAAUGGAGAGGCACAAGUGCAAGCUCUGCUUGAAGAGCUUUGCCAAUGGCAGAGCCUUGGGCGGCCACAUGAGAUCCCACAUGAUGAACCUCUAUCUUCCUCAGGAACAAGAAGAACCCUUUCAUGGCGGCGGCCAUGAAGAGAGUGAAUCGGCGGCAUCUUCGUCGUCAUCGUCUUCUUCUUCAUCCGAUGAGGAGAAAGACUUGUUGGGUUAUGGGUUGAGAGAAAAUCCGAAGAAGAGUGUUCGGCUGGUUGACCCAGAAUUCUCCUUCGUCGGCUCGGUGGUGCUCCAGGACAGAGAAAGCGAGACGGAGUCCUGCAAGAACCCGAUUCGGCGCCGGUCCAAGCGGAUUCGCCGGUCCAGAGUCUCCGUACCCGAGUUGAAGCGGCCCAAAUCCUGCUGGCCGGAGCCGGAGCCUGGGAGCUCGAUCUCCGGCACCACGACGGAGGAAGACGUUGCCUACUGCCUGAUGAUGUUGUCCCGGGACAAGUGGAAAGACCGCCCGGAACCAGGCGAAGAGCUGGAUCAAACCGAUGACGAACUCGACGAGCUCAACAAGCCGACCAAGCAGCGCCCGCGAGGGAAGUACAAAUGCGACACUUGCCACAAAUUUUUCCGAUCCUAUCAAGCGCUCGGCGGCCACAGAGCCAGCCACAAGAAAGCCGGCGCUUCCAUCAACAAUGGCGGCGGGGUCGGCGUUACGAACGUUGAAUCGGUAAAUGCGGGAUUUCCCGAGGAGAAAAUCCACGAAUGUCCCGUUUGUUUCAGAGUAUUCUCGUCCGGCCAAGCCCUCGGCGGCCAUAAGAGAUCGCACGUUACUGGUUCCUCGUCAUUAAAUCCUAGUACUACUGCUAAACCGCCGUCGAAGUUCGGCGAAACGUUGAUAGAUCUCAAUCUUCCGGCGCCGGUAGAUGAUGAUGAGUUCUCGGCGGUUUCCGAUGCUGAGUUGCUCAACCCCAUCAAGCGAUGAUUGAUUGAAUGAGCCAUUGCGAGUAUAAUUAAGAUCACAUCAAUUUUCCUUCUUUUUUUUAUCAAAUGGAUUCACAUAAUCUUCUUCCCAUUCGUUACCAUUACGGUAACUUUCUUUUUUUGUUUUGGUUUUUAACCCUCGAAUUAUGUUUUCUCAUUGUAACAUCUGAUUUGGAGCAUUAAAUUCAUAGAGUAACCUGAAAAUUUACUUCGUCUUCCUAGCUAGAUCUACAUGUGUACGUAUAUGUUGUACUUAUAAUUUGUAUAUAGUUUCCAGCAGUUGUAGCCAAAUGCUUCUGCAAUUCUUCCAGAAAAAUGGUUUUUUUUUUUUAAGUUUGUCAUUUGUCAAUCAAGAACCAAUUUCAAUUUUAUUAUCAAAAAAUA